AGUAGUUGCAUCUUCUAUUGACUACAGACUUCUUUAUUCCCAGUACUCAAUGUACCAAGUAAAAUCCCAUCUUACUUCUUCACUUAUAUAUUUCUCAGUCUCAACCAUCAUCUCCCACUGUCUUUUCAAUUGUUCAGGAAACCAUAACAGCAAAAAUGGCACCUUCCCUUUGUUUUGGUCCCUUCAGACUCCAUUUCAUGCUUUUAGUUUUCGCCAUCUUGAACACCAGUUUACUUGCAAGUGACCCUCCUUUAACAUUGGACUACUAUGCAUCUAAUUGUCCCACUUUGUUUGAGAUUGUAAAGAAAGAAAUGGAGUGUGAAGUUCUCUCAGAUCCUCGUAAUGCUGCCUUGAUAGUCCGGUUACACUUCCAUGACUGUUUUGUUCAGGGAUGUGAUGGUUCAGUUUUGCUAGACGAUACGAUUUCACUAAAAGGAGAGAAGAAGGCUUCCACCAACAUAAACUCUUUGAAAGGUUUCAGGAUUAUUGACAGGAUAAAGAACAAGCUUGAAUCAGAGUGUCCCGGAAUUGUCUCUUGCGCCGAUAUUCUCACUAUUGCAGCAAGAGAUGCUGUGAUUCUGGUUGGUGGACCUUAUUGGGAUGUUCCUCUAGGAAGAAAGGACUCUAUAACUGCUAGUCCUGAACUUGCAGAAACCAACCUUCCUACUCCAGUUGAAGGCCUUAUGUCUAUCAUUUCCAAAUUUCUUUACCAAGGCCUUUCGGUCACAGAUGUGGUAGCUCUUUCAGGAGCUCACACAAUCGGUAUGACACGGUGUCAGAAUGUUCGAGCAAGGAUCUAUGGUGACUAUGAAUCAACCUCAGGAAUCGACCCUCUUUCAGGGUCAUACCUCAGCAGCUUGAGGUCAACUUGCCCCAUAGGUGGAGAUGAAAAUAACAUUACAGCCAUGGACUAUGUCACUCCUGAACUAUUUGACAAUUCUUUCUAUCAUUUACUAUUGAAAGGGCAGGGACUACUCAACUCAGACCAGGAAAUGUAUUCUAGCUUGUUGGGUAUCGAAACCAAGAAACUUGUUCAGAAGUAUGCAGAAGACGCGAUUGCUUUCUUCCAGCAAUUCUCAGAUUCAAUGGUGAAAAUGGGGAAUAUAACUAACGAGGACAGCUUUACCACCGGAGAGGUCAGGAAGAAUUGCAGAUUUGUGAACACAUGAGCUUCUGCAAUUAGUCCCCAAGAAAAAUGUUCAUUUUACAAACCAUAUCUGUUGUACUACUUACACAAAGUGAUCACAAAUUGUUAUGUAUGAGACCAUUGAGGCAUAUUUCCGUAUAAAGUCUGAUCCAAUAUAUUCGGAAGAUAAUGUUUUAUAUGA
This is a messenger RNA of Rosa rugosa (rugosa rose), 1328 nucleotides long. RefSeq names its product peroxidase 11. The record is from RefSeq and is a predicted model, not a curated record. Lineage: Eukaryota; Viridiplantae; Streptophyta; Magnoliopsida; Rosales; Rosaceae. Gene Ontology annotation, biological process: hydrogen peroxide catabolic process; response to oxidative stress. Bases 156 to 1169 code for a protein of 337 amino acids. Gene Ontology annotation, molecular function: peroxidase activity; heme binding. The transcript has 4 exons.